AUGCUCGUGUCUACCGUUUGGUUCACUUCUCACAUUCUCAUUAGCAGUACGGAUAUCCCUAAAGACACUGCCAGGAUUUGUAUCGAGGCCUUUUUUGAAUAUGUCUACCCUAUACCAGGUCUGUGUUUUAUUCACCGUGGCACACUGAUGCAAACCUUCCUUGACGGUACACUCAACAGCAAGCUGCUACUCGCGAUUUGUGGUGUCGCGUCCCGAUUCACCGCGCGAGUGCUACCAUGUUUUGCUGCUGCUGGCGACGGUCCGAAAUGGCUUGAGGCCGCUGAAAAACAGAUUUUGCAAAGCCCGCACCUAUUGAGAACGGAUGUCGCAGCACUCGCACUCAUUGCAUUCGACCAUGGACUGUCACGCAGGUUUUCAAGGCUAAUGGGAGUGCUGGCCUUUGCGAUCCGAAUGGCCUACGUGAUGCGUUUGAACCAUGAAGAUAAAGAUAUCUCAUUCGAAGGCCAGGAAUGGAGAAGACGCAUAAUGUGGGGAUUAUGGAUGAUGGAGACAACCAGUUGCGAUGACUGGCCUAAUUUGUCAUUUUGCCGCACCGAAAGUAUUCAUCUACAGCUGCCAUGCAAUGAGCGCAGCUUCAACAUCAAUGUCCCCGUUGACGUGGGCUCUCUUCGUCAACAGACUCAGGACCCCGGCAAAGAUGGCUAUGGGCUAGCCACGUACCUAGUUCGGAUUCAUGACAUCCGCCGCAGGACAUCCACAGUGGUGCAACUGGAGAAUUCCAUUCGAGAUUUCGAGCAGGAGCUUGAAAGCUUUCACCGCCUGCUACCGGAGAACCACGUGAUGAAUCGGCGGAAUCUCUCUCGCCGCAUUUAUCUCCCUUCGCGCACCACAUUUGUCAUGCUCCAUAUAUGGUGGCACGAGACGUACAUCAACCUCUACUGUGAAACUUUGAACAAGAUCGAUGAGGAAGAAACCUGGCCAGUCAGCGAUCCUCCAGCGACGCGACCCAUCGAGUACUACCGCAGUAGGUAUCUUCAACAUGCCGUGGCUAUGUCAACUAUAUUUUCGACCAUCCUAUCAUCCGACAACACUGUCUGUAUAAGCGAUCCCCUUCUAGCUGAUUGCGCUUGGUCGGCGGUAAAAGCUAUCACCCUCACCAAGCCCCCUGCAUUAGACGGUCACAAAGCCUUCAAUCCGGUUCCGCAUCUUCAAUCAUGUGCCGAUAUCUUGAUGAAUUCGGCCCAGUUUUAUCCCACAACUAUGAUGGUUCGCGAAAGAAUUAUUGACAUUUUGUCCAAUAUGGAACAGAUUCUGGAUCACCCCCAGCUUGCAAGUUUACCCAUGAAUGUUUCCUCAGGAACGAAAUAA
Colletotrichum gloeosporioides is the source of this 1329-nucleotide messenger RNA. RefSeq lists its product as uncharacterized. The record is from RefSeq and is a predicted model, not a curated record. Gene Ontology annotation, molecular function: zinc ion binding; DNA binding. The transcript is spliced from 3 exons. NCBI's taxonomy places the organism in Eukaryota, Fungi, Ascomycota, Sordariomycetes, Glomerellales, Glomerellaceae. Bases 1 to 1329 code for a protein of 442 amino acids. Gene Ontology annotation, cellular component: nucleus. Gene Ontology annotation, biological process: DNA-templated transcription.